Molecule: messenger RNA, 898 nt
Organism: Octopus bimaculoides (California two-spot octopus)
Lineage: Eukaryota; Metazoa; Mollusca; Cephalopoda; Octopoda; Octopodidae
Product: metalloendopeptidase OMA1, mitochondrial
Biological process (GO): protein quality control for misfolded or incompletely synthesized proteins; mitochondrial protein processing
Cellular component (GO): mitochondrial inner membrane
Molecular function (GO): metalloendopeptidase activity
Source: RefSeq, a predicted model, not a curated record
UAAACCUCUCGUUUUUAAAAUUCUAACCUUAUUUUCGUUUAUAUUUUCAUCACUGAUUCUAGCAACAAAGUUCCUUUAAAGACAUCUACUUACCUGCCACACACCCUUCCUACAAGAGGAUCAUUAGAAUUCUGGAAAAUCUGGUGCGCAGCAAUCGCAAUGUUUUCAAAAUGAAGGAUCAAAAAUGGAAAGUUGCCAUUAUCAGUUCUGAGGAUUCUAAUGCCUUUGUUCUUCCGACAGGCCAUGUCUAUGUCCAUGAAGGACUCUUGAACAUGGUGGCUAAUGAUGACCAACUUGCUGUUAUUCUGGCUCAUGAAUUGGCCCAUGUUGUUCUGGGACAUUCAGCAGAGAAAGUGAGUUAUGCUCAGAUCACUGAUAUCUUUGUCAUUAUUGCAAUGGCAGCGAUUUGGACAUUCUUACCAUUUGAUGGCAUCGCUCUUGUGACACAGGCAUUUUACGAGAAAGUGGUUCAGAUUCUCCUUGAUUUACCUUACAGUAGGAAAUUAGAGACUGAAGCUGAUAUUGUUGGCAUCAAAUUGGCUGCAAAGGCCUGUUACGAUAUCAGGGAAGGAAGCAAUUUCUGGAAGCAGAUGGAAAUAAACGACAAGCUGAAUCAAGUGACCUCGCCCCAAUGGUUGUCGACUCAUCCCCUCCAUUUGCAGCGUGGUCAGCUGAUUGACCACUUGGUCCCAAAGGCUAUAGCAGUGCGUGACCAAUGUGGAUGCCCACCUUUGUCCAGCGUCGAUCCAAGAGAGAAGUUUAAGAAGUUUGAGGAAGCAAUGGAAAAUAUUAUAAGAAGCCAACAAGCUGGACAGAAUUUGAAACAAAUCAAUGUUCUGAUGUAGAUGCAACAAUUUUUUACAAUUUUUACAAUAAAAUAUAUUUUUAUGAAAUUUUA